GAAGAUGCUACAAAGAUGCAGAAGUCCUUUAACCAUGUUAAAGUGUGUUGUGCGGGUCCGCCAGCAGAGGGCAGCAGAGACCUUCAGAUACAUCCCGCCCGCCGUAUUUACAAACCAGAAGAAGAAGAAGAACAGGAAACGUCAGCACACUCUUCAGAAAUGGCGACAGGAGUGGAUCAAGCAGUGGGCAUGAGUCUAGUGGUCUUCAGCCUUGUGCUGUUUACAUAUUACUCUGUGUGGGUCAUCGUCCUGCCUUUCGUGGACAGCGGUCAUGUGCUGCACCAAUACUUCCUUCCUCGGGAGUAUUCAGUCAUUCUGCCGGGCAUCGCAGCAGUAAUACUGCUCCUCUGUAUAGGGGCCUUCACUGCAGUUAUUAUGUGGAAGAGUCGCAAACCAAAGAAAGUGGACUAAUCUCAGGACGUUAGCAUGACUGUCGUUGAAUAAAUAAUGUGAAAACUCCCUCGACCAAUCACACCUUCAGUCUCUAAAAAACUCCCCCUGAAAGGUUUCUAUUUACUAGGUUCAUUCUGUUGUAAAGAAGAGAUUUAUUUUACAUCUAGUUUCUACUAUUUGGUCAGUUUGUUAUAGAAAAGAAAUCUGUUUUAAAAACCA
Molecule: messenger RNA, 612 nt
Organism: Labrus mixtus (cuckoo wrasse)
Lineage: Eukaryota; Metazoa; Chordata; Actinopteri; Labriformes; Labridae
Gene: dpm2
Product: dolichyl-phosphate mannosyltransferase subunit 2, regulatory
Exons: 4
Coding region: 16-411 (131 amino acids)
Biological process (GO): GPI anchor biosynthetic process
Cellular component (GO): dolichol-phosphate-mannose synthase complex; endoplasmic reticulum membrane
Molecular function (GO): enzyme regulator activity
Source: RefSeq, a predicted model, not a curated record